Morchella importuna is the source of this 1923-nucleotide messenger RNA. RefSeq lists its product as uncharacterized. Bases 1 to 1923 code for a protein of 640 amino acids. The transcript is spliced from 5 exons. The record is from RefSeq and is a predicted model, not a curated record. NCBI's taxonomy places the organism in Eukaryota, Fungi, Ascomycota, Pezizomycetes, Pezizales, Morchellaceae.
AUGGUUCUCACUAGACACAUCCACCCAACUGAAUUCACCAGCAGCACGUAUACUCAUUAUCAUCUACUGGGAAUACCGCGAUCGAUAUCGAUAUCGGCUGGUACAUACUUUCACUACAGAAAUUCGGUCGCUUUGAACAUGGAGGUUGCGGGGGUUGUUCUCGGUGCAGUCGCGCUAGUUGGGCCAGUACAUGAUUUAUACGACAAAUGCACUACCCUUUUCGCCAACAUCCGUAACUACACGAAUGAUUUGAGGAGAUGUGGAGAGAAACUCUCCAUUCAAAAUAGAUCGGUUUCCCGGCCAUCAAAUAUUGUAAGCCGGGAAAAAAUCACAGCUUGGACUCUAAGGACUGGCUGGGCCGUGUCCGGAAAGAAAGAAAUUGAAGUCUUGAUCAAUACACUCCGUGUUCAAAACCAAGAUCUGGGAAAUCUUCAGAAGCAACAAAACUCUUUGCAAAAGAUUGGGGCCAGCCCCCGGCCGCAGGCUUUUCGUUCGAAACCUCUCGAUUCGAAAGCAAUUUUGGCGCAGCUUCUCGCCAUUUCCGAGGUUGCAAAAAGAGUUUACGACGGGUUGGCAGUAACUGCCCGGUGUUCUUGUCACCGUGUGAAUUUACAGCUCCGAGGACAGCCCAAAAGUCCAAAUAUUCCAAUGGGAAAUACAAGUCCAGAUCUCACUUAUAAUACUUCAAACCUCACCAAAAGUGCUUCGGCAGUCAACUUUUACCUUAUUCUGACGAAGGAGAUCGGAAAUCAGAAUAUCAACCUGAACUCUGAUGAUCGCUGUGAGUGCACAUGCAUUACUAUAAGUUCCGAGGUUCAGCAAUCUCUCCCGGGGAAUCCAAACCAAAAGUCUCAUAGGAUACCAGAUCCUAAGAGGAUAAUUAAGUUUGGAGAUAUUGAAACCUCUUCUGCACGCGCCAUUAUAACGGUGACCGAUGACAGUCAGCCUUCAAAGAAAAGGGCUAUGUCAAUAGAUCUUGGGACCGGAAAGAAAAGAUUGAAACUUGAGUUUUCCGAAACUAAUCAUAAAGCUCACCCCACAACGAUAUGUACCGCCACGGUAGAUAUUCAGACCAACAAUAUAACCCACGAUAUCGAUGAAAAUAGUGCUACACUUUCUAUAACCUCCCGAGAUAUUAUAGAAAUCGAUAGUCUUUGUUUACGACUUGCUAAACUCCGACCAGAUGUACGGGGACGGGAGCUUCUUGGGAAAAUAUCAAUAAACGAACGCGAUCAUUUAACCCGCCACUCAUGUCUUAUGUAUCGAGAGCCUCUGGUCUCAGGCUUUACUUCUCGAACUUCACUAGAGGCAAUUCUAACACGGCCCGAUAAAGAAUGUCUGUUACCCAUUGUAGAGCGUCUCAAAAUAGCCCAUAGGCUAUCACUCUCACUACUCUACUUCGGGCCGAGCUCUCCAUCGUGGUUUCAAGAACGAUGGCGAAGCCGGGAUAUAUUUUUCUUCCUAAAGCUCCAACUUCCAGACAAUGGAUACACCUUGGAUCCCUAUGUAGUACCAUGCUUUUCAGUGACAGCAAAGCCUCCUUCGAUCAAUGCCAAUACCCCGACUACACCAUUAAAAGGCAUCGCAUUGAAUGAACAACUCUUUUCCCUUGCAAUAGUGCUCAUCGAAAUUGCCUUUGGGGAAACGCUACUUAACAUCUACGAACCCAAGGAAAUUCCUAAGAAAGACGGCGAUGAUUUUACGGAAAUCCUUAAGGCUCGAAGCAUCCUGGGCUCGAAUUCCCUUUUAAGAAAGAUGGGACCUGUGUACUCUAAUGUGAUUAAGCGGUGCUUGGAUUGUCGAUUCGAUGGGACCCUUGAGUGUGAUCUCAGCAAUACUGAGUUACAGAAGAUAUAUUAUGAACAGGUCGUUUGUGAGCUUGAACGUUGUCUAAAGGCAGUCCAGAAAAUGCAUGAGAUUUAA